UCGCCUCUUCACACCAAAGCCCCAAUCCUUCCCCUCCCACCGGAACCUUCUCGAAGCGAAGCUUCUUCUUCCUUCUGCUCCAGCCAAAUGGCGGUGGAUCUGACCCCGAGGCAGCCGAGGAAGGCGUACGGCGGCGAGGGAGGCGCGUACUACGAGUGGACCCCCGCCGACCUGCCCAUGCUCGGCGUCGCCUCCAUCGGCGCCGCCAAGCUCUCGCUCGCCGCCGGUGGCCUCUCGCUCCCUAGCUACUCCGACUCUGCCAAGGUCGCCUACGUCCUGCAAGGUAAGGGGACCUGCGGCAUUGUCCUGCCGGAGGCAACCAAGGAGAAGGUGGUCGCCGUGAAGGAGGGCGACGCUCUGGCGGUCCCCUUCGGCGUGGUGACCUGGUGGCACAACGCCCCCGACGCCACCACCGAGCUCGUUGUCCUCUUCCUCGGCGACACCUCCAAGGGCCACAAGGCCGGCCAGUUCACCAACUUCCAGCUUACCGGAGCCAACGGCAUCUUCACCGGCUUCUCCACAGAGUUCGUGGGCCGCGCCUGGGACCUCGCCCAGGAGGACGCCGCCAAGCUCGUCUCCAGCCAGCCGGCCUCCGGCAUCAUCAAGCUCGGCGCCGGGCAGAAGCUCCCGGCCCCCUCGGCGCAGGACCGCGAGGGCAUGGCCCUCAACUGCCUGGAGGCCCCGCUGGACGUGGACAUCAAGAACGGCGGUCGCGUGGUGGUGCUCAACACCCAGAACCUGCAGCUGGUGAAGGAGGUCGGGCUCGGCGCCGACCUGGUGCGGAUCGACGCCCACUCCAUGUGCUCCCCGGGGUUCUCUUGCGACUCAGCGUACCAGGUGACGUACAUCGUCCGCGGCAGCGGCCGCGUUCAGGUGGUCGGCACGGACGGCAAGCGCGUGCUGGAGACCCACGUCGAGGGCGGCUACCUCUUCAUCGUGCCCCGCUUCUUUGUCGUCUCCAAGAUCGCUGACGCAUCCGGCAUGGAGUGGUUCUCCAUCAUCACCACCCCCAACCCCAUCUUCAGCCACCUGGCGGGGAGGACAUCGGUGUGGAAGGCCAUCUCGCCGGAGGUGCUGGAGGCGUCGUUCAACACGACGCCGGAGAUGGAGAAGCUGUUCCGGUCCAAGAGGCUCGACUCGGAGAUCUUCUUCGCCCCCAACUAAGAAGCCACUAGCCCAGCAAAGCCAGUUGCAGUUGCAGUGUGUCGUCCCCGGUCGUCGUUAGCUUAAUGAUAAGAUUAGCAGAGUCUAAAGGAGAGUGCAGGCCUAGUGUGUCGUCCUCGGUUGUCGGUUGCUUGGUCAGUUUCAGCGUCGUGUCGUCAGAGGAGGAGAGUUUUCCGGGAGCCUCUCACGUCCUGGGGGUGUGUCCGUUCAAUACUUUUGAGAUGAAUACAGUGGCCUGCUUUUGUUAA
Messenger RNA from Phragmites australis (common reed), 1412 nucleotides. RefSeq names its product 13S globulin seed storage protein-like. Gene Ontology annotation, molecular function: nutrient reservoir activity. Bases 88 to 1164 code for a protein of 358 amino acids. Lineage: Eukaryota; Viridiplantae; Streptophyta; Magnoliopsida; Poales; Poaceae. The record is from RefSeq and is a predicted model, not a curated record. The transcript has 3 exons.